CUAAAGAACCCUUCUAUUCAUGGAGGUGAAUGCUACAGAAGCUUUCCACAUGAACCCUGAAGUGAACGUCUGAUACAUUUCCUGUAGAAAAGAGAAAGGAACCAAAAUGAAGGAAAGUGUGGCAUCCACAGUUGUUUUCAUUUUGCUACUUUUUCUCAACACCAGCCUCCUGAAUGGACAAUUACCUCCUGGAAAACCUGAGAUCUUGAAAUGUCGUUCUCCUGAAAAGGAAACAUUCACCUGCUGGUGGAAACCUGGGGAAGAUGGAGGACUUCCUACUAAUUACACACUGAUGUACCACAAGGAAGGAGAGACAAUCACACACGAAUGUCCAGACUACAUAACCAGUGGCCCCAAUUCCUGUUACUUCAACAAGAAGCACACCUCCAUAUGGACAAUGUACAUCAUCACGAUAAAUGCCACAAACCAGAUGGGAAGCAGUUCCUCGGACCCACGUUAUGUGGACGUGACUUACAUAGUUGAACCAGACCCUCCUGUGAACCUAACUUUGGAAUUAAAACAGCCAGAAGACAAAAAACCAUAUCUGUGGAUGAAAUGGUACCCACCUACCCUGGUUGACGUUAGAUCCGGUUGGCUCACACUCCAGUAUGAAAUUCGGUUAAAACCCAAGAAAGCAACUGAGUGGGAGACUCAUUUUGCUGGGCAGCAGACUCAGUUUAAGAUUCUCAGCUUAUAUCCAGGGCAGAAAUACCUUGUCCAGGUUCGCUGCAAGCCAGACCAUGGAUUCUGGAGUGAGUGGAGCCCAGAGAGCUCCAUCCAGAUACCUAAUGAUGUCACCAUGAAAGAUACCAUCGUGUGGAUCUUUGUGGCCGUUCUUUCUGCUGUUAUCUGUCUGAUUAUGGUUGCAGUUGUGGCUUUGAAAGGCCAUAGCAUGGUGACCUGCAUCCUUCCACCAGUUCCUGGGCCAAAAAUAAAAGGAUUUGAUGCUCAUCUGCUGGAGAAGGGCAAGUCUGAGGAACUGCUGAGCGCCCUGGGGUGCCAAGACUUCCCUCCCACGUCUGACUGUGAGGACUUGCUGGUCGAGUUUUUAGAAGUGGAUGACAGCGAGGACCAGCAGCUGAUGCCAGCCCAUUCAAAAGAACACCCGGGUGAAGACAGGAAGCCCACACCCCUGGAUCCAGACAGUGACUCUGGCCGGGGCAGCUGCGACAGCCCUUCCCUUUUGUCUAAAAAGUGUGAGGAAGCCCGGGCAAAUCCCUCCAUGUGUAACACUCCUGAGGGCAUUGAGAAGCCAGAGAAUCCCCAAACAAAGGUUACCUGCACUCGGGAUGCCCAGAGCACACGCUUGGAAGGCAAGAUCCCCUAUUUCCCUGCCGACGGAUCCAAAUCCUCAACAUGGCCUUUACCACAGCCCCCCAGCCAGCACAGCCCCAGAUCUUCUUACCACAGCAUUGCUGAUGUGUGUAAGCUGGCUGUGGGCACGGCGGGGGCAUCGGCCACUUUGUUGGGCAAAACAGACACACACGCUUUAAGAUCUUCAAAAACCACUGAGACUGAAGGGGAGGAAAAGGCAGCUGAGCGGAGAGAAGUAGAAAGCUUCCAUUCCAAGACUGACCAAGGCACAGCAUGGCUGUUACCCCUGGAGAAAACCCCUUUUAUCUCUGUGAAACCCUUGGAUUACGUGGAGAUUCACAAGGUUAACAAAGAUGGAGCACUGUCAUUGCUCCCAAAACACAAAGAGAACAGCAACCAGACAGAGAAGCCCAGUACUCCUGAAGCCAGUAAAGAGUACGCUAAGGUGUCCAGGGUGAUGGAUAACAACAUCCUGGUGUUAGUGCAGGAUCCGCGAGCUCAGAACCUGGCUGCGUUUGAAGAACCAGCCAAGGAGGCUCUGCCAUCUCUUCAAGAGAAUCCAGCCGAAGAAGACCUGGCCUCCUUCACCUCGUCCCCAAGCAGCUGCGGACUCCAGCUGGGUGGGUUGGAUUACCUGGAUCCCACGUGUUUUAUGCACUCCUUUCAGUGA
This is a messenger RNA of Odobenus rosmarus divergens (Pacific walrus), 1984 nucleotides long. RefSeq names its product prolactin receptor (gene PRLR). NCBI's taxonomy places the organism in Eukaryota, Metazoa, Chordata, Mammalia, Carnivora, Odobenidae. The record is from RefSeq and is a predicted model, not a curated record. Gene Ontology annotation, molecular function: cytokine binding; cytokine receptor activity. Gene Ontology annotation, biological process: cytokine-mediated signaling pathway. Gene Ontology annotation, cellular component: signaling receptor complex; external side of plasma membrane. Bases 107 to 1984 code for a protein of 625 amino acids. The transcript is spliced from 9 exons.